Paramisgurnus dabryanus is the source of this 5930-nucleotide messenger RNA. RefSeq names its product ubiquitin-conjugating enzyme E2R 2 (gene ube2r2). The record is from RefSeq and is a predicted model, not a curated record. NCBI's taxonomy places the organism in Eukaryota, Metazoa, Chordata, Actinopteri, Cypriniformes, Cobitidae.
CAUCAAUACAGCGAUUGAGAAACAGCGAGACAGAAAUCCUCACCUGUCGAUUGGGUCCAUAUAUUUGUCUUGCGUUCCCAUCGAUCUCUAAAUCCCACGUGAAUAACAACCAUACCGUUUCCUUAACAAGCUGUCGAUAGGGGUUUUAGAGCAGAGAAAGCCAAGUUGACUGUGAAAUUUAGUGCGCAAACGUUUUAUUUAUUUUUUUAGGUGCGUUGCAGGCUCGCGGCAGAACAAAUGUAAACAAGCAGCAGGUCAGCCGCGCGACUGAAAACGCGAGGAAACGGCGUGAUGACAGCGACCCACGGGCUUUGAUAAACACAUUUUGCUUCAUAUAAAACAACCUUAGCGAUUUAUUUGCAUGCUGUGUAGUUUAAAUAGACGUUAGGGCAGUAGACGAGGACACCUCCCAACCCUCUUGCAUUUUCCAUUACAGCAACAGAUACCGACGGAGAGUGGUUUAUUUUUCUACCGCUUAUAAAAGGCGAUAAAUAGAUUGAUCCGUUUUGUUUCUGCUUAAGGACUUACUUUGCAUAACGUUACGUCUAAUAUAAAAUAUCAAGAAGACUGAAGGAACUACAAAUGAAGAGGCUUAACGGUCCCAUCUGGGCCCCGAGGAAUAAAUAAAUAUCAUAGACGUAUUAAUAUUUACAUGAAGCUGGAGGUGUAAGACAUUCAAACAACGCAUUUCUUGGGGAGCCGCGCAGUGAAGCUGAAGCAUCAGGACUGUCAUGGCCCACCAGCAGACGCCAAGCUCUCAGAAGGCUUUGAUGCUGGAGCUGAAGUCUCUUCAGGAGGAGCCCGUGGAGGGUUUCCGCAUCACCCUGGUGGAAGAGUCGGACCUCUACAACUGGGAAGUGGCCAUCUUUGGCCCUCCAAACACACUCUAUGAAGGGGGCUACUUCAAGGCCCAUAUAAAAUUUCCUAUUGACUACCCAUACUCUCCUCCGACCUUCAGAUUCCUCACCAAGAUGUGGCACCCAAACAUUUAUGAGAAUGGCGAUGUGUGUAUUUCUAUCCUCCACCCUCCUGUGGAUGACCCUCAGAGUGGAGAACUGCCAUCAGAGCGAUGGAACCCCACACAAAAUGUUAGAACAAUCCUUUUGAGCGUGAUUUCGCUGCUAAAUGAACCCAACACCUUUUCUCCUGCAAAUGUGGACGCCUCCGUCAUGUUUCGCAAGUGGAGGGACAGCAAAGGAAAGGACAAAGAAUAUGCAGAAAUUAUAAGGAAGCAGGUAAUGUCGACUAAGGCGGACGCAGAGCGAGAUGGAGUUAAAGUGCCAACGACGCUUGCAGAGUACUGCAUCCAGACCAAAGUGCCUUCACAUGACAGCAGCUCUGACCUGCUCUACGAUGACCUGUACGAUGACGACAUCGAAGAGGACGACGACGAUGAUGACGAGGCAGAGGCCGGCGGGAUUGGUGGAGAAAUGGCCGGGGACUGUUUUGGCGAUGAAGACGACUCUGGCAAUGAGGAGUCUUGACCUCCUUCCAGCGUUACCUUGACAUUAACAUCAAUCCCUCUAUUCUUUCCCCAGAGCCUCCUGUUUUUGUCUCUUUUCAGUCUAUCCUUGUGCUUAAAUUGAUUGUUUUUAUUUUCUCUGUUCCAGAAACCUCACAACUUUAGAUCUUUGUCCUUCAUUACACUUCACGUUCCCCUGUAGACUAUACAUAUAUGACCAAUGAGAUCUCUCGGGUUCAUAAAAUCAUACCACGGUCAUUUAUUACAUCUCACUUUUCCUGCCUUUAAACCUCAGGGCUUUUGGAUAUUGAGAGCUUUUCAUGCCACCUUUAACAUAUUUGUUUAGGUGUUUUAUUCUCUUUUCAAUUAGUUCUUCAAAAUCUUUUGAAGGGUUAGUUCACCCAAAUCAAUAUGGCUGACUUUUCCCUCUGUUAAAAGCAAAGGAGGAAAAUUGUAACAAUUUUCGGAAUCAAAAAAGCUUUACAGAGCAUACGGAAAGCAUGUUGUGCUUAAAGCCCAGAGCAGUGUUGGGGUAACGCAUUACAAGUAACAUGCAUUACGUAAUAUUACUUUUCUGAAGUAACGAGUAAAGUAACGCAUUACUUUUUAAAUGUACACAUUAAUAUUUGAGUUACUUUUUCCAAAAAGUAAUGCAAGUUACUUUUUUAUUUUAAUUAAUUUGAUAAAAAAAAUAAUGUACUGAAUUGAACUAAACUUAGUCACAUUAUGCACUCCAUGCGUACACGCCUGUGUGGGAACCGUUUGAGUCAAAAACUGAAAUGGCAGGCGAGAGCUCGACAUUUUUGUGAUGAAAUAUGCAAUUUCUGAAUGCAGAACUUUUCAGUCAUAAAAAACACCUGCAAGGACUGAAAGAGAUCAAGCCUCAGCUGAGAAAAAGUAACUAAACAGUAACUAAGUAACGCAAUCAGUUACUUUUUUUGGGAGUAACUUAAUAUUGUAAUGCAUUACUUUUAAAAGUAACUUUCCCCAACACUGGCCCAGAGUAUAGUUUUUUUUAGUGCACGCGAAUAUAUGUGCACAGUCGAACGCACAGCCUUUCAAAGCAUAGUUUAUUUGUGUACACCAAUGUUCGACGCAUGCACAUUGCGACAAAAUGCAAUGCAUCUCCUGGGGCGACUGCGCCAGCUGGACGUAAAAAUGUUAGGUGUAAGCUAGUGUGACCACACGUGCCAUUUUUCCGGGAUGCGUCGAGGAUUUCGGGUGCGUCUUCCGAAAGUCGUAAUUGUCGACGAAAUACAUCAUCAAGGUUUAUUAAUUCAGGUUCUAUUUCAGAAAAGUAACCUUACAUUUCAAGGUAAUAAUGAAACUACAAUGAUUGUAUGUUUUUAACUGAAAUGUAAGACCCUCGAUGAUGUAUGCGGCAGACAAAUACGACUUUUUGAAAUCCUGACCAGGACGCGCCCGGGCAAUAUGGCACAUAUGGUUACCUUAGUGUAAGCCCUACGUCGGGCUUUGUGAAAAAUAUUUACAACUGUUUCACCAUCUGAAACUACAAACAGGCGCAGCUAUGCUCAGCGUAGACGUGCGCAUCCCUGCGUAUGUGUUUAACCGCAGUGAUAGUUGAGACGCCAUUCGCGUUUACUAUGGUUAUAAACAUACAUUUACCACAGCCACUGCUCACUGAUCCAGUGCAUUAUAUGCACCAAUGUCUUGUCAAUUUGAUUAUUUCUAUUAGGUCAAGACUUGAUCAAGAAGUUUCGUCUCAGACGUGCGCCUUGAUGAUGCAACAGGUGUACAUUCUACAUAGGACAUAAAGCGCAUUUUACAUCCAGACCAGUCUUACGACCGUAUGUCCAGCUGUUGCAACCACCCCCUGGGAUGCAUACUAUAUUUUUUUGUACGCCCAUGCGUACAACCUACUGGUACAAAGUAUGCAGGGUUACAAAAAUCCGGCACGUGGACCCUUUACUAUACUUAUACUUCUAGCUUUAGCUGUUUGCGCUUUAAAAUCUCAGAAAAGUUAUAAAAAGUUUAUGAAUGUAUCCUCUUUAAAGCACUGCCUCUGCAGACAUACAAAUUCAGACAAGCGUCUUUCGGCUGUUGUGUCUUAUCACAUAGGUUAACUGUUAUUCAGGGUUCACACAAUGGUAGAGGCGGCAAGCGAGUAAAUUAUAUGUGAGGUCAAUGCAAAGACGCGAUUAGGCAUCAUGCGGCGUGUUCCAUGCGAAUUGAGCAAGUUUAAAAAUCUGAACUUCGGCGGAUUUCCAUGCCGCGUUAGCCAAUCAGGACCUUGCUGUAGUAGUGACAUGAUUACAGGAAGCGAGCGGAGUCUCAGCGGAGUAGCAGAAGCCCCUCCCAUGACGCGAAUUUCCGCGUGAAAUUCUUAAAUGACUAGAAUUUCACGUGCGGAUGAAGCGAGUAAACUGAAAUGUUCAAGCGUCCAACUACCGUGAAUAGUGCGUUUUUGCCGCCUCUACUGCAGUUGGUGUGAAUGCACUAUUAUGCAGGGUUUAUACCAGACGCGGUAGAGGCGGCAAGCGCAAGUAAUUUACAUGUUAAGGCAAUGCAAAGAUGCGAUUAGGCAUCCUGCGGCACGAAUUGAGCAUUGCUGCGGGAAACGCGAGUUGAAAAAUCUGAACUUCGGCGGAUUUCCGCGCUGCGUUAACCAGUCAGGACCUUGCUGUAGUAGUGACAUGAUUACAGGAAGCGAGCUGAGUCUCAGCGGAGUCGUAGAAGCCCUUCCCAUGACGCGAAUUUCUGCGUGAAUGUCUCGAAUGUCACACGCGAAUGAAGCGAGUAAACCCAAAUGUUCAAGUGUCCAACUAUGCGCGAAUAGCACGUUUUUGCCGCCUCUACUGCGGCUGGUGUUAAUGCACCAUUAAAAUAUUUUAAAACUCGUUUAGAGACCCCUGCUUUGUUUAGCGCGUCAUAACAAAUUGACUGAACUAAUCCUUUAAACCCACCAUCACCAUUAGCUAUGCUUAAUGAACCAUCCAUUUCCAACAGAAGAAUCUUACGUUCAUUAUCCAUAUUUUUAAGACCGUAUAGUUUCUUUGGAACUGAUUUCGCAGCAGGGCUUAACUGAUUACAAUUAAUUAUGUACAUAACUUCCCACACUUAGCCGAGAUAUACGGUAAGUAUUCAAGAGUGUUCAAGUAUUCAAGAGAAAUGCAAACUGAAUGGACUUUUUUUUCUCAUACCAGCCAUCAACAGGUGACCUUUGCGGUAGACUCAACUACACGCAUACAUUAAUAUUACCAGCUCAUACCGUGAAUCACUUUUGUGAUGCUUUUUUGAGCCAAUACAUUGCAGUGUCAAAACAUGGCACAUGACAGUGCUUUCAAGCGCUCAUCCACAACCUCAGCAGCCAUACAGACACUCGCAACAAAACUACUUCCACCAUACCUUCGUCUCCAGAACCAGACACUAUGACGAAAUUAAUAUUUGGCCCCGCCAAUUUUGGCUUAAGGUAAUCAUGCUGUUUUUAAAAGUACACGCAUACAAGUGUUUAUUUCGAAUGUUUCUCACAUAUCCAAACCAUUUCUCUCUUCCCCUAUAAAUUUUACACGGAUAUUUGGUGAUAAUCUUGGACUGUUUACUAUGGGGCUUGAGAUCAGUGACCGCUGAGGACAUUUGGUUCACCCGUGAACUUUCUUCGUUCCCAGUCUUACGCUUUUUUGCUUUGAUAACCGGGCCGGAGUUGGUCGUAGCUUUCAAGAGCAUGCUUGUGUGUUUUAAUGUGUUUUAUAUGAUGUGUCAAUCAUCCAAAUCCAUAAGGUCUUAUCAGUGGGGCAAGUGUAGACGUUUAUGCACAGGAGGUCUCAGGUACACCUUUAUUCCCACUAACCAGCCAAGGACUCGUCCUACCAAACCCCUCUGGAAAUGAAAGUAGAACUUGAGGGAACGCCGCACUCGUAUUCUGCCGAGCAUCAGGAACUCCUGAACAAACUGGUUCCCUACUCAGUUGCCCCCUUGUAUCUUUGGACCGUGGGCUGAAUGGUUCGACAGGGAUGUCAAUCAAUUAAAACUGACUGGGUUUCAAAAAGACUCUUGGUGUAUUACACCCCUGUGCACAGCAAAACAACCCCUGCAAAAAGUGUUGUGAUGUUAAUCAACCGUGGAUUUGUCUUGAAGGACUCUAUUAUUUGUGUAUCACAAGUGUGUUUUUAAUCUUUACUCCUUAAUUUCCAAAUGGAAACAAUUGCUUUUUUGCCAGGAUUCAUAGAUCAAAUGAUUUGCUCCAACUUCAACAUAUUUCCUUUCUUUCUUUGUAAUGCUAUUAAAGGGAAAUGAUCUAAAUAUUCCCUUACGGAAAAAUGGAAACACAGCAAGUAUAAAUCUAAUCGAAACCUUUUAAAUACAGAUUUGAGUUUGGGGGGAUAAUGUCCGUUAUGAUCAUUUUAAGACUUUAAGUGCUUGUAUGAUCACAAUACAAUUCAUUUUUUUGUGUGUAUGUACAGGAGUUCAAUGCUCCUUAGCAAUUAAACCAUUAGAUGAAACAUUCAAA